GACAGUCCAGGAGGCUGAUCUCGCGGGAUAUUCUGCGUCUGAGCUGAAAGUCGCGGGGGAAGGUAGCUGUAGGGCCAAGUCUGAGAGAGGGUGAGGGGUCCAAUUGCUGGCUUGCUGUCCCACCCAGCGGAACGCGAGACGACUAGGUGAGCGCCGCCCUAGCAGCCUCACGGCGCUCUCCGCCCUGGACGCCGCCUCUCGGGCUCCCCUGGUGCUCCCCCUCGCCCGCUGGCGCCGCGCUUCCGGGGCGAUGUACUCAGUGCUGCAGAAAGCGGCGUUGGACUCAGUCUUCUCGCCCUCCGCCUCCUCCGCCUCCUCCGCCUCCUCCGCCGCCGGUCGCGUUUGGUACGCCGCCAGGCUGCUCGGCCCCUCCCCCUGGCCAGAUGGAUCCUUCUGCCCCCAAGCUGCGCUCGGAAAACGCCGGCAAAGACAUAUGGCAUCCAGGAGAAAGAUGUCUUGCGCCUUCUCCAGAUAAUGAGACACUUUGUGAAGCAAGCAUAAAAUCUAUCAUAGUGGAUGAAAAUGGGAAGUCAUUUGCAAUCGUCUUAUAUUCAGAUUUUCAAGAAGGAAAAGUACCUCUUAAAAGACUUGAAGAAGUAAAAUCUGUUAAAAAUUGCUCCAGGAAUUUUAUAUUUGAUGAUGAAGAUUUGGAAAAACCUUGUUUCCCAGGCCGAAAAUUUCCAUCAUCUGCUGUAGCUUUUCCAUUAUCUGCAGAUGGAGACUCUAUUCCUUAUACUAUUAACAGAUAUUUGAGAGACUACCAAAGGGAAGGAGCCCAGUUUCUCUAUGCACACUUCAUCCAAGGAAAAGGAUGUAUUCUUGGUGAUGACAUGGGACUUGGAAAAACCGUACAGGUUAUUUCAUUUUUGGCUGCAGUUUUGCAUAAAAAGGGAACUCGUGAAGAUAUUGAAAACAAUAUGCCAGAGUUUUUACUAAGAAGUAUGAAAAAGGAGCCUCCUUCUUCUACAGCAAAAAAGAUGUUCUUAAUAGUUGCUCCUCUUUCUGUCCUCUACAACUGGAGGGAUGAAUUGGACACUUGGGGAUAUUUCAGAGUCACUAUUUUACAUGGUAACAAAAAAGACAAUGAACUGGUUCGUGUAAAGCAGAGGAAGUGUGAAAUUGCUCUAACAACUUAUGAAACGCUACGUUUAUGUCUAGAUGAACUUAACAGUUUGGAAUGGUCAGCUGUCAUUGUGGAUGAAGCUCAUAAAAUCAAGAAUCCAAAGGCUAGAGUAACAGAAGUUAUGAAAGCUUUGAAAUGUAAUGUUCGCAUUGGCCUCACUGGAACCAUUCUUCAGAACAACAUGAAAGAACUGUGGUGUGUUAUGGAUUGGGCUGUGCCAGGACUUUUAGGUAGUAGGAUCCACUUCAAGAAGCAGUUUUCUGACCCAGUAGAACAUGGUCAGAGACACACAGCAACAAAAAGAGAACUAGCUACUGGUCGAAAGGCCAUGCAAAGGCUUGCAAAGAUGAUGUCUGGAUGGUUUCUCAGGCGCACCAAGACUCUAAUCAAGGAUCAGUUGCCUAAGAAGGAAGACCGGAUGGUGUAUUGUUCUCUGACAGAUUUUCAGAAAGCUGUCUAUCAAACAGUAUUAGAAACCAAAGAUGUGACUUUGAUACUUCAGUCUUCUGAACCCUGUAGCUGCAGCAGUGGCCGGAAAAGGAGAAAUUGUUGUUAUAAGACCAAUUCACAUGGUGAAACAGUGAAAACCUUGUAUUUCAGUUACCUUGCAGUCCUUCAGAAGGUAGCUAACCAUGUUGCACUACUGCAGUCUGCUAGCACCUCCAAACAACAGGAAACACUUAUCAAAAGGAUAUGUGAUCAGGUAUUUUCCAAGUUCCCAGAUUUUGUGCAGAAAAGCAAAGAUGCAUCCUUUGAAACCCUUUCUGACCCAAAAUACAGUGGGAAAAUGAAGGUCCUUCAGCAGCUUUUAAAUCAUUGCAGGAAAAACAAAGAUAAAAUACUACUUUUCUCCUUUUCCACCAAGUUGCUUGAUGUUCUGCAGCAGUACUGUAUGGCGGCUGGGUUUGAUUACCGUCGACUUGAUGGAAGCACCAAAUCAGAGGAAAGAAUCAAGAUUGUAAAAGAGUUCAACAGUACACAAGAUGUUAACAUUUGCCUUGUCUCCACAAUGGCUGGUGGAGUAGGCCUUAAUUUUGUUGGUGCCAAUGUUGUUGUAUUAUUUGAUCCUACUUGGAAUCCAGCCAACGAUCUUCAAGCAAUUGAUAGAGCAUAUAGGAUUGGGCAGUGCAGGGAUGUGAAAGUAUUUAGGCUGAUAUCUUUGGGAACUGUGGAGGAGAUCAUGUACUUGCGACAGGUAUACAAGCAGCAACUUCACUGUGUGGUGGUUGGAAGUGAAAAUGCCAAGCGAUAUUUUGAAGCAGUUCAAGGAUCAAAAGAGCAUCGAGGAGAGCUGUUUGGGGUCUAUAAUCUCUUCAAACUAAGGUCUCAAGGGUCUUGUCUUACGAGGGACAUCUUAGAGAGAGAAGGCAAAGUGGAGGCAGGAAUCAUGACAGCUACAACAUGGUUGAAAGAGGAACCUCCAGUACACAAACAAGAGAUGUCUAGAGAGCCUGACUGUCAAGAACACAGAGGUCUAGAACAACCUGCAGAGUUGCCAACAAAAGAAACAUGUGAUCCCUGCAGUGAUUUUAGUGAUGAUGAAUCAUUGGGAAACUCAAGAAUAAAGACUGCUAAAAACAAAGCAUCUGACUCAAGUAAAGCUUCAGGUUCUCCUGGACAGCUUACCUUACUCCAUUGUGGUUUCUCUAAAUUGUUUGAAACAAAAUGUAAAGCAGUUGAGAACAGUGAUGGAAAUAUUGCCUCUGAUGAUGAAAGUUCUGAUGAACAGCCCAUGUGUCUUUCAGUAGAAGCCAAAGAUGUUGGUUAUCAGAAAAGUCAUGACUCUCUUGGUACUUCACAACAUCAGAAAUUAACUAACAUCCUAAAUCCAAAUGAAAAAUGUACUUUUGAUAAAAGUGAGAAAAUUUUUGAACAAAAUAUUUCUUCUGAGUCUGAUGAUGAGAAAAAAUUUAAAAAUACAGCUGACCCCCAUUGCAUUUUACACAGUGCCACAGAAGCAGAAGAUAGUGAUGUCAUCUUUCCCACACAAUAUACAACUCAGAGAUGCCCUAAGAAUGGUAUAAAGUUUAAGCCACUCGUGGAUGGAUCUCAAGAUUCUGAAACAGAAAAUCCUAUAAAAAUAAGAAAUAAUGGUGAUGAUAGAAAGACUGAUGUCAAAGGAAAGAGAUCAAUUUCAAAACAAUUAAAUCCUGAGAAUGUGACCCUGAAAUCUAUUAUGAAAAGAAAAGGAAGUAGUGAUAUUAGUGAUGAGUCUGAUGACAUUGAAAUUUCCUCUGAGUCAGGAGUAAGAAAGCGAAAAGCUACAAGUUCUUUGAGGUUUAAGAGAAAAAAGGAAAAUAAAAAAGAAGUUCGCACUUUUCCUAAAACAGUGAGGAAAACAUAUCAACCUUAUGCAGCAGAUGGAGAUUGUAACUCUCAGGCUGUUGAUGAUUUUUCAUCCUCAGAUGACGAUUUAACUGUUCACCACAUCAGUUUCUCUAAACAGAGCCAUACACAAAAAACUAUGAAAGAUAGAAUCAGUUUCUCUUCAAAAUUGCCUAACCAUAAGAAAAAUAGCAUGUUUGUGCCAAGAAAAUCAAUGAAAUUUUCAAAUGAGAGAGCUGUCAAUCAAGAGGGAAUGAAUGAAUCAAUGGAUAAAUUUUUAGAUGGUGUUCAGGAAGUGGCUUAUAUUCACUCCAACCAGACUGUGAUUGGAUCCAGCAAAGCUGAAAAUCACAUGAGCCGAUGGGCAGCACGGGAUGUGUUUGAAUUGAAGCAGUUUUCCCAGCUUCCUGCCAAUGUUGCUGUUUGUACUUCUAAGACGCAUAAAGAAAAAAUGAAGACAGAUACAUUGACACGUACAGAGAAAGGCCAACAACUAAGUGAAGGAAACAUUUCAUUUCCUCUCUACAUUUCACACCCUGUAAGUAAGAAGAAGAAAAUAGUCUACCGCACAGAACAGACCAUCUUCAUAAUUGGAGAAACGCCAAAAGGGAUCCGCAGAAAACAAUUUCAAGAAAUGGCUUCUUAUUUUAACUUCCCUUCUGUAAAGGAAUUUGCUAGCCAUAUAACCAAUGCCACAUCAGAAGAACGACAGAAAAUGCUAAAAGACUUUUAUGCUUCUCAAUAUCCAGAGGUAAAAGAUUUUUUUGUGGAUUCUGAUGCAGAACUCAUUAAAUCUUCCCAUCGGAAAAGAGAGAGUGUCAGGAAUAAGUCUGAAAAAAAUGAAUCUCUUAUAAAAGAAAGGCUGUCAGAUUCUGAAACUUUGUCAUUUAAAGAUUCUUCCAAAAAAGUUUCUCAAAUCUAUAGCCCAAAAAUACAUAAAGAAAAAUCAGUUAAGUUUCAAAAUCACAGUUUCCAUAGAGAAGUGGUGCUUUCUAAUGAUGGAGAAACUAAUGAAUCACCUCUAAGUUCAACCCAAGAGACUGACAGUGGGAAAAACAGCCAAGCCCCUAAAAACAUUAUAGCAUCCUGUUCCCUGAACACUAAGUCUGAAGCAGAUGAGUUAGAAAAAUUGGAAUAUACCAUGAAAGAUGAACAAAACCCAACAAGAACAGGCAUUUCAAGAAAUGAGCCCCUUUUCAAAGUGGAAAACAAAAAGCUAAAAAAUCCAGUGUUAGGAGACACUUCUGUGGUAGGCUUACUUGGUGACACGUCUAUUCUUGAUGACCUCUUUAAAAGUCAUGGGAACGGUCCCACACAACUGCCAAGGAAAGUUCUUUCAGGGCCCAUGGAAAAAGCAAAACAGAGACCAAAAGAUUUCUGGGACAUCUUGAAUGAACAGAAUGAUGACAGUCUUAGUAAACUCACCGACUUGGCAGUGAUAGAGACUCUGUGUGAAAAAGUGCCCCUUGCUGCAUCCUCCAAAAGGAAAGAGGAGCUGGAAACCUCACUUUGGAAAUCAAAUGAGAAAUUUUUGUGGAAAAAAUUGAGUUCAAGUGAUACAAAUGAAAACACAAUGAAUGCACAAAAGUAAUGCAUAAAGAAACAGAAUGAAUUACUGUGACCAGUGGACUUCAGCCACCUGUCUUUACAGCUCUGUAUUCCACACUCACUACGUUUACCUGCAUCACAGCUGUCGACACACAUUUUUAUUAAACACUUGCUCUAGCGCUGUUUUAGCCUAAAAGGUUAUCAUGUAUUUGUUUUCCUUGAUAUCUGAUUUGAUCUUUUAAAAAUAUGAUUGAAUUAUAGUAUAAACAUCUUUAUGAAAUAGAAAAGGUCUAGAUUUGUUAUCAGGAAACCUGGGACAUCUCCCUUACUGUGUAAUUAUGUGCCUGCAGAUAAGUCACUUAUACUUACCUUGGUGUGCAGAUAGUUCCUAAUAUGAAAGAUGAAGGGUUUGAACUCAAAGAACAAUGUGUGUCCUUCCAGCUUAAAAAAAGCUUUGGUUUACUCUCCCAGAUUCCAUGAAGUCACAGGGCAAAAUAUGGUCAUCCCCCAAAUCAGGUGUACAUUGAUGUCUUUCUUUCUUAGUAGCAUUUUGAAAAUUAUUAACUGUUUUACUUUUUCCAAAGUAUCAUUCAUGUACUAUUACUAAAUUAUUUUAGAUGAAAGUAAUAGCUAGUACUGAACAUAUGAUGUUGUAUUAAAAUAAUAAGUUUAUAACUGCUCAAAAUCAAAGGGUUAAUGUAUAACUGUACUACAAAAGUCAUAUGUAUAACUGUAUGACAAGUCAUAAAACCAAUAGCCACAGAACACAAUGCCUCAACUUUUAUACAACAGGAUUUAAUCAAUAUAAAUUAAACUUUGUGUAGUAUUUUUAUAUUAAGUAUGGAGAAAUGAAACAUUUUAUUUAAAACUCUUCUAUUUUGUUGAAUUUAAUUUAUAUGGUAUACAAUCUACAGAUUAUGCUUAUUGUUGAAUUAAUUUAUGUGGAAACAUCCAUUCAGUCUCUAUGUAUACUGUGCCAGAGGCUUGAGAUGCACAGGUGAGUUACCACUACAGGUAAAAAACAGGAAACCACCUCUGUAAAGAGUCACAUCUAUAAAGCCCCUGUCCUCAUGCCUGGCAUGUGGUAGCAGGGACCCGAGGCUUCUACUGAUCCACAUUCAGAUGCACGGUGGCUCAUUUCCUUCAGUGGAGCUCUGGGAGCUUGGGUGGGCAGGAGGAAAAAUAGGAAAUAGCAAUGAGCCAGGAAGGGGUGGUGCUCGGAGCCCAGGGCCUUCAGAGUACCCAGCUUGCAGGAGAACCAUGGCUGUAAAUGGAGAAAUAAAAACAAAAAAACAAAUCUUUUCUCAAGGGACCAAGUGACCAAAUAUGUUCUUUGGGAUGUUGUUGAGAGCUGUGAAAUCUAUUUUAUAUCAUGACCCAGUACAUAUGUGUUAAUACAUAUAUAAGAUUAAAAUAAAAUGUUUAUGAAAUAAUAUUUA
Messenger RNA from Nyctereutes procyonoides (raccoon dog), 6435 nucleotides. It is a transcript of the gene ERCC6L2, whose product is annotated as ERCC excision repair 6 like 2. Lineage: Eukaryota; Metazoa; Chordata; Mammalia; Carnivora; Canidae. Gene Ontology annotation, molecular function: ATP binding; ATP-dependent chromatin remodeler activity. The transcript is spliced from 19 exons. The record is from RefSeq and is a predicted model, not a curated record. Bases 384 to 5039 code for a protein of 1551 amino acids.